Messenger RNA from Thunnus maccoyii (southern bluefin tuna), 3126 nucleotides. It is a transcript of the gene sh2d3cb, whose product is annotated as SH2 domain containing 3Cb. Gene Ontology annotation, biological process: positive regulation of peptidyl-serine phosphorylation; small GTPase-mediated signal transduction. The transcript is spliced from 11 exons. NCBI's taxonomy places the organism in Eukaryota, Metazoa, Chordata, Actinopteri, Scombriformes, Scombridae. Gene Ontology annotation, molecular function: guanyl-nucleotide exchange factor activity; phosphotyrosine residue binding. The record is from RefSeq and is a predicted model, not a curated record. Bases 176 to 2332 code for a protein of 718 amino acids.
UGUCCGAGAAUCCCCUCUGCUCAGUGCUCUGUCCAACCUCAGCGUGAGCAGUCUGGACCAGGCGCUGUCCGUUUCUCCUCUGGCUCGGCCCCUGCCAGCCACCCCGUCACCCAGGCGAGUUUCACCUUUGACCUCAACGUCUGACAGCUGCUUCUAUGACCCUUCAGAAGGCCUCAUGAAGAGCCAAGAGGCGCCGCCGAGCAGCGAGGAUGCUUCAGAAAGCGGCAGACCAGUAGGACAGUUGACCAUCAUGGCGACUAACCAACAGAAAGUGACUUCUAAACAGGAUUUGUACGUGCCGAUGGACCCGAUAUCUGAAACCGCUCGCAGACACGUAGACAACCAAACAGAGCAGCGAGGUGUCACAUACACAGGAACACAGGAAAUCACAAAGCCUGUGAACGUCUGGCAGGAAGUGGGGAGUGUUGACAGCCAACUGGACUUGACAGACAGCAGUGGAGAAUAUGUGAAGUUCUCCAAGGAGAAGUUCUGGUUGGAGCCGCCGUCGGACAACCUGAGGAAGCAGCUGGAGGAGGAGCUGAAGCUGAGCGGCACGAACCUGAGGAGCCACGCCUGGUACCACGGACGCAUCCCCUGGGAGGUGUCGGAGAGCCUGGUGGUGAGCCAUGGUGACUUCCUCAUCAGGGACUCUCAGUCCAGUCAGGGCGACUUUGUCCUCACCAGCCACUGGGACCAGAAAACACUCCACUUCCUCAUCAAGAAGAAGGUGGUGCAGUCCGGCGAAACGUACACUCGGGUCCAGUACAGCCUGGAGGAGGAGGCCUUCGACUCCUUACCGGCCCUCGUUCACUUCUACGCGGGCAGCAAAGCGGCUCUGACCCGGUGGAGCGGGGCUCAGAUUCACCGGCCGGUCAACAGGACGUUACCGCUGAGCUACAUGGAGACGGCUUUCUGCACCGCUGUCAGCCCGCCGUCCUGCCACAGAGGGCUGAAGGACGGCAGCCUGAGUGGAGAGGAGGGGGUCUGUCCCAGAAGUCCUUCCUCUCUCCUCCACAGGGAGGCAGAUGUUAACAGAGAAAAGGACGACCAGCCUCUGUCGACGGCCGGAGAAUCAUCUCUCUCUGCUCCACACAGCAACACCCCACAAUCCAGAAGCCCGGCAGCCAGUUUGGCUCCAUCCCCGUCCCUCUCCAGGCGCUCGGAUGCUGCCCGACCCCUGCCUUCCCCCAGCAGCACCCUCUACAAACAGUCCAACGACAAAACCCAGCCGCAUCUGAACCGGGAGUCUCCAUCCUCUAAUACAGAUGGAAGCUGCUACACGGAGCUCUACCCCAGCCCUCAGAGCUACGUAGAGAGGCUGCGGGCGGAGGAAGGCUCAGCAGGCGUCGACCAGCUGAGGGUGGAGGACGGGAACGUGUAUUUCUCUCCAGUGGUGGAGACGGUGUCAUCUUUCAGGCCCGGCAAGUACCAGUCGUCGCUGAUGCCCAAGGAGAAUAAACCUCUGGAUGUGGGCAUCCUGCGGAGGGUGAAGGAACUUCUGGCUGAGGUCGACCCCAGGACGGCGGCCAAACACAUCACCAAGGCUGACUGCAUGGUGGCCAGGAUUCUGGAGGUGACUCCAGAGGUGCAAAGGACGAUGGGAGUCAGCUCUGGGAUGGAGCUGCUUACCCUCCCACAUGGCCAACAGCUGAGACUGGACCUGCUGGAGAGGUUUCAAACCAUGGCGAUCAUGUUGGCUGUGGAUGUGUUGGGCUGCACGGGGACGACUGAGGAGCGGGCCGGUCUGCUGCAUAAAAUCAUCCAGAUCGCUGCUGAGCUCAAGAGCAACAUGGGCAACAUGUUUGGCUUCGCUGCCGUCAUGAGAGCCUUAGAGCUGCCGCAGGUGUCCCGUCUGGAGCAGACCUGGAUGGCGUUACGCCAGCGACACACAGAGGGCGCCAUUCUCUACGAGAAAACUCUGAGGCCGUUCAUGAAGAGCCUGAAUGACGGGAAAGAGAGCUGCCCACUGUCCAGCACCACCUUCCCCCACGUCCUCCCCCUCCUGUCUCUGCUGGAGAAGAGCGUGGCGGUGGGCGAGGGUACGGAGCCGUGGGAGACGGUGGAAGCCGGGGUGGAUGUGGUCAUGUUCCACCUGGGGGCGGCGAGAACCGUCGCACAGCUGGGAGGCAUCUACCGCUCCAACACUGAGAGCAAACUGCAAGGUUUCCAGGAGCAGGCCGAGGUCUUAGAGCUGUUCCACACCGACUUCCAGAUGAGGCUGCUGUGGGGGAGCAAGGGAGCCGUGGAGAUCCAGUCCCUGAGAUACGCCAAGUUUGACCAGGUGUUGACGGCCUUGUCCAACAAGCUGGAGCCGCCUGUCAGACCGCGCUGACCUCAGACCUGUUCCCAUCGUUUAACCUGAGUCCAGGUUGGCUGAGCUCCCCCCCACGUGCUCACUGAGUAUCAGAUAUUCUUCUGUUGGACACCGAGCAGCUCUUCCUGGCAGUUAAGGGGUUAAAGGUUUUGCUCAAUGGCAAACUGGAAAGUCAUUAUAAGGGAGAUCAUGACGAUGCUCCAGUAACAAGCAGCAAAUCUAAACCAGAGUCUUAAGAGUACGAUGUUGCAGUAGGCCAGAACCUCCCCAAACAUGUAAAACUGCGGUACUUAAAAGGUGAAAUGACCUUUUUGGCCUGUGUUUUCUUCACAGAGGUCAGAGGUCAGAGGUCACCUUUGCCUCUAGGGUUAGAGUUUGAGCUGAGGCUGAAUCCAAAUGUCCAAACUUCUCCGGAUUAGCAGACUUAACGGGUGCAUUCCUGUGAAGCAGGCCUCAAGUGGACUUCCAGAGAGUCCGCUUGGACUGCAGACCUCACUUAGAUUACCCAUAAUUCACAGCAAGGACAUAAAUGUUGGAGUCAUAAUAAUAAUAAUAAUAUUACAUUUGAUUUUAAGCGCCUUUCAUGUAACCCGAGGAAACUUUAAAUACAGAAAACAAGCAAAAAAAUGAUGUUAAUGAAAAUGAAAUGAAUGAAAAAAAGUAUAAGCAGAACAGGAAGUCUACUGUUUGCAAACAGUUUUUAAACCACAAUAAUGAGGUUUAUAUUGCAUAAACUGUUAAAGUCCUCCUCCACUCAAAAACAUGUUUGUCUUCUUGUUCCUUCAGUUGGAUGUUUGUUCUUCUUCUCUGUG